GAAGGAAAGGGACGGGUAGCCUUGUAAUAAUCAGUUGUUAGCAACCAGUCACUCUCAGAAAAUUAUCAGUCAGUAUCAAGCAAUUGACUUAACUGAAUGGUCCCUAAAUCCAGACCUGAGCGCUAUUAAUCAGUAAAAUCACAGAAAACGUUGGCAGGGAAACAUCUUAAACAUGGAUACUACUACAGAAUUCAAUUACCCAGAUUUAGUACCUCCCUGCCCAGAAAACCUACGGAAUAUGAACAGCUUGGCUUUGGUCUUAGUUUACGUCAUAGUCUUCUGUCUGAGCUUGCCGGGCAACUUGGUGGUGAUCUUCGUGGUGUGCUGCAUGGAGAACCGCAGGACAUCUACUGAUGUUUACCUGAUGCACCUGGCCAUCGCUGACCUGUGCUUUGCCCUAACUCUUCCAUUCACAGCUGCUGACCUUCACGCCGGCUACUGGAUGUUCGGCACAUUUAUGUGCAAACUAAUAUCAGGCUUGCAGGAAGCCACAUUUUACUGCUGUGUCUUCCUGCUGGCAUGCAUUAGCAUUGAUCGCUACCUGGCCAUCGUGAAAGCAACUCAAUUCCUCACCCAAAAACGCCAUCUGGUUGCCAUAGUGUGUGCACUGGUGUGGCUAUUUGCCUUUUUGUUGUCAUUGCCCAUUGUGGUGAAUCGCGAGUCCUUUAUCUCUAUAAAUACGGGAGAUUAUGUAUGCCAUGACAAUUUGACCGCAGAAAACAUGGAUAGCUGGAGAGUAGGUUUGCGGAUUCUCCACCACACUUUGGGAUUUUUCCUGCCAUUAGCCGUUAUGGUAUUCUGCUAUGGUUUCACCAUGUGCACUCUCUGCCGCACACGCAACAGCCAGAAGCAGAAGGCCAUGCGGGUCAUCCUGUCUGUCGUCUUGGCUUUUAUCAUCUGUUGGCUGCCCUAUAAUAUCCUAGAGUUCACAGACAGCCUGAUGCGAGGCAGCCAGGUGAUGGAAACGUGUGAGCUGAGGGACAGCAUAGACGUGGCCUUAUACGUCACACAGGCAAUGGCUUUUACCCACUGUGCUAUAAACCCUAUUUUGUAUGCCUUCAUUGGAAAGAAAUUCCGCAACCAGCUUCUGACGUCUCUCUUUAAGAAGGGCCUGUUGGGGAGAGACACAAUGUCGAAAUAUCGAGUGGGAUCUGUUUAUAGCUCUGGAAGCACUAGGCAAAUGUCUGUGACUAUGUAGUAAACUGUUAUCCUCUUUUAACUUUCAAAUUAUACAUAUUCUUCCUCUUUAUGCUACUGUCAAAGAAA
Carassius carassius (crucian carp) is the source of this 1266-nucleotide messenger RNA. Its product is annotated as C-X-C chemokine receptor type 2-like. NCBI's taxonomy places the organism in Eukaryota, Metazoa, Chordata, Actinopteri, Cypriniformes, Cyprinidae. Gene Ontology annotation, biological process: G protein-coupled receptor signaling pathway; neutrophil chemotaxis; immune response. Gene Ontology annotation, cellular component: membrane. Gene Ontology annotation, molecular function: C-X-C chemokine receptor activity. The coding region runs from base 173 to 1198 and encodes 341 amino acids. The transcript is spliced from 2 exons. The record is from RefSeq and is a predicted model, not a curated record.